AAAUUCAUUCUGCUCGAAGUGCGACGGGACGUGUGAGCCCGCAUCUUGGGAACAUCGUCCACAAUGCAUAAUUUGUCACAAAAAUGUCGGCUGUGUUUGGAGGGUUUAUCAGAUAAAGAAGGAUUACCUAUUGCAAACGAACUGCUGCAAGAAAAGAUGCGACUAUUGUUGGACGUUGAGAUCAUGCCUGCACUAUCGUGGCUACCAACUAAUGCAUGUGGGAAUUGCACCGGAACAAUAGAUAGUUUCAUUGCCUUCCGGCAAAAAGUUCGUACAAAUCAAGACUAUUUGUACUCGCUAAAAGUAGAAGAAGGCCCCAAUGGAACAGUGGGUUUGUCGGAUGACGUGAAAACAGAGUUUGCCGGAAACGAGCUGCAUGCAAUACCCGCUCCGAGCAAUUGUCUUGAAGUAAUUUACAAUACUGUCAAGGAACUUCAAGAAGAGACUCAUUCAACUAAUCCAACCACUGAUGAAGCCCUGGUCAACGAAGAAGUUGUGGUAAAAAGAGAAGUCACAGGCGACGAAGACAGUGUCCAUAGUAGCCCAAUGUCCCAGUCAGACAAUGCUGACUUUAAUGAUCCUUUGGGGGAUCAACAGGAAACGAAGCCGAAGAAAGUAAAGCGAUGCCGCCCUCCACGGCAGCACUGUAGUGCGCCGUUGGGUGCUGCGUAUACUGAUAGAAGAAAACGACGACAAGCUUCCGAGGAAGACGAACAACGAUUGAAGAAUUUUUAUCAUUUGUCAUGCGAAGUUUGUGCAAAUGUUUCAGAUUCGUUUUCAGAACUUCUGGCCCAUUACCGAACAGAGCAUAACACCGGUGGCUUUGUUCGCUGUUGUGAUCGCACGUUUAAAAAGAAGUGUCUAGCCCUCGAACAUUUGGAAGUACAUUUGGGCACAAUACGGUGCGAUAUUUGCAGCAAAACCUACAACAGCAUCGACACGCUUCAGCUGCAUAAGCUUCAGCAACACAGUGGACCGGAAGCGAAGCCGUUCAAGUGUGAUAAGUGUCAUCAGUCGUUCCCAAAGGCGUACUUGCUGAAGUCGCACUUGAAGCGCCAUAAGCAGGAACCGUGUCCAACCUGUGGCAAAAUGCUGAGCAACCAGAGUGCUUUGAAGAUGCACAUAGCAAUGAUUCAUAAAAAAACACCUAACCUAAUUUGUGAUAUCUGUGGUAAAGAAAUGACUACCAAGCAGACUAUGGAACGGCACAUGAACAUGCACAUGGGGCUUGAAACGGUCGAGCGAGUUCAGUGUGGCCAGUGUCAGAAAUGGUUUAGAGGAAUUUACGUUCUUCAAAGACACGUCAAACACGUACACACCGAACAGGGACAAAUAUUUCAGUGCGAUAUUUGUUUGCAGAAGUAUCCGAAUACGCGUGCCCUCUCCCACCAUAAGCAACGGGUGCACGUGGAGGAGAAGUUUUCGUGCGAAUUUUGCGGGAAACGUUUCAAACGCAAAAUCUAUCUUAGGGAACACGUCGCCUCUCAUACGGGUCAACCCCUGUACUCUUGCAAUCUGUGCACAGCAACGUUUAAUUCGAGCGGCAAUCUGUACGCCCACCGUCGUAAAAGCCACGUGGGCGCAGGUAGAGGAAGCAGGAACUCCUCCGGAGAAUCAACCCUCAGAAAACCAGUCCAGGCAAACGAUAUCGGCCUAGAGGAGGACUCUGUGAAGGACGAAACUCUGAAGGGAACUGUCGAAGACAGUGAUAGUGAUUCAGCAUCGAGCGAUGACUUUAAAGGAGAGGACAGGCUGUUAAACGAUGAGGAGGAUAAGCAAGAGGAUGAUGAAGGAAGCGAAGCGGUAGUUAAUGGCCGACGCAGGGGUCGAAACCUAAAAAAAGAAGUAGCGGACGCACUGGCCAAGACUGAACGUGCAGAUAAAUCAAAAUGCACAACACAAGCCAAGCAACUGGAAAAAGAGCAGCGGAUAAGAAACUUUUUCAGUCUGGAGUGUGAGCUGUGUUCCACACCGUUGAAUGACUUCACGGAUCUGCAGGAUCAUUAUCGCCAGGUGCAUAAUGUAACGGGAUACGUUCGCUGCUGUGACAGACUAUUCUAUCGUCGGUAUCUACUAUUGGACCACAUAGACGCCCACAGCGGUUCGAUUCGAUGUGAAAUAUGCAAGAAGAGCUACAAAUCGAACCGCUACUUGACGCUGCACAUGGCGAAAACACACAGCCGAGAGGAAGACCGGCCGUUCAAAUGCGACCAAUGUCACGUAUCGUACCCGAAGUCGUACCUCUUAAAGGCGCACCGCGCUUUGCACGUGCAAGAGGAGUGUCGCAUCUGUAAAAAGGUGCUGUCCAACAACCAAUCGCUGAAGGUGCACAUUGCCCAAAUGCACGGUGACGAUGGCAAUCACAUCUGUGACACGUGCGGGAAAGUAUUCCGCACUAAAGCGGCCAUAGAGCGGCACAUCAAGGAGCAUCUGGGGCUAGAGUUGGUCGAGCGAAUGCAGUGUGAAUACUGUAAAAAGUGGUUCAACGGGAAGUACAACCUGAAGAAGCACAUUCGCUUUCUGCACAAUGAGGAGGGACAAGAGUUUCGCUGCGAUGUCUGCCAGCACGAGAGCCCCAACAGCCGGGCGUUAGCCAACCACAAGCUACGGGUCCACGUUGAAGAGAAGUACGAGUGCGAGUACUGCGGAAAGCGAUUCAAGCGGAGGCCCAACCUUCGCGAGCACAUUGCAUCGCACACGGGCAACGCGCUUUAUUCUUGCGAAAUCUGUGGCAUCAAGUUCAACUCCAAGGCCAAUCGCUUCACGCAUCGCAAAAACAAGCAUCCCGUCGAAUGGGAAGCCAACAAGCGAUUGAAAGCCGAGAGAGAGAUGAGUAAACACUGUGUAUAGACAAGAGUACUGAUUAAAUAUAGAAUAGAUUUCAUUACCGUGCGCAUUCAUGGAACCGAUACCUUG
Molecule: messenger RNA, 2916 nt
Organism: Anopheles bellator
Lineage: Eukaryota; Metazoa; Arthropoda; Insecta; Diptera; Culicidae
Product: zinc finger protein 845-like
Exons: 3
Coding region: 64-2850 (928 amino acids)
Cellular component (GO): nucleus
Molecular function (GO): zinc ion binding; DNA-binding transcription factor activity
Source: RefSeq, a predicted model, not a curated record